Molecule: messenger RNA, 5320 nt
Organism: Epinephelus lanceolatus (giant grouper)
Lineage: Eukaryota; Metazoa; Chordata; Actinopteri; Perciformes; Serranidae
Source: RefSeq, a predicted model, not a curated record
ACACACAGCCCAGAGCAAGUGAAGGUGUCACAUGAUGCGUGGCCUGUGAAGCACAGAAGCAGUAUUGAAUUCCUGCCACCUUUCAUGUCUGAGCUGAGGGUUGUUCUGCUGGGGAACAGCUGGUCUCAGAGGAGUUCAGUGGGGAACUUCAUACUGGGAGAGACUAAGUUCAACACUGAGGAAGAACCAGACUGCUGUCUGAGAGUCAGUGGACAGAUAAAGGAUAAAGAAAUAGUUCUGAUCAACACUCCAGAUCUGCUGCAUCUCAACAUCUCUGAAGACAAACUGUCAGAACAUGUAGAAAAGUGUGUGAGACUCUCUGAUGCUGGACCUCAUGUGUUCCUGCUGGUUCUACAGCCUGAAGACUUCACUGAGGAACACAAACUGAGACUCUGCAGAGUCCUGGAACUCUUCAGUGAUCAAUCAUUUGAUCAUUCAUUGAUACUGAUAUCAACAUCCAAAUAUCAUGACAGUACAAACUUUACGCAAUAUCCACCAUUAAAAGACUUGAUCAGAAAAUUUAAAUACAGAUACCUGAAGCUGAAGAACCUUGAACAUCCAGAGUUGUUAUCACGUUUGGGUCAAACUGCAAAGGAGAACCGUGAUGUGUUUGAGGAUGCAACUGCUAAACAAAGCCUAAAACAAAAGGAAACUCAGUCUGAGCGGACAUCUUACACGGCAAGGGCAAAAAACUAUGUAACCAGGUGGUUAAAAUCAAACACAUCACACAAUUCCCCAUCAGUUCAAAGUACAAUCACACAAGCAUCUACACUCAGAAUUGUGAUGUUGGGGAAGAGUUUGGACAAAAAGACAGAACUUGGUCAUUUAAUGCUCGAGGGUCAAGAAUUUCAAGUCCUAAAACACUCCUCAAACAAGCAUUGUGCUGCUGCCUGUGGAGAGUGGAACGGUAAACCAUUAACAGUAGUGACAACUCCAGAUAUCUUCAGUCUGUCUCGGGGGAAAAUGAGAGAAGAGAUGAGAAGAUGCUUCAGUCUUUGUCAUCCUGGACCAAAUGUUCUGCUGCUGUUAGUGAACCCUUCUGAGUUCACUGAGAAGAACAGACAAACACUGAAGUUCAUCCUGAGUCUGUUUGAUCAAGAUGCCUUCAAACACUCGAUGGUCAUCAUGACACAUGAGGUGAUUGAACGCCUCAAUGUGAAACAGCUGCUUAAGGAAUGUGGAGGAAAACAGUACAGCAUGUUGGAGGAGGAUCAUAGAUCACUGAUGAAGAAGAUUGAGAACAUUGUGCAUGAAAACAAAGAAGCCUUCCUCACCUUCACUGAAGAGCCCAUCAGACCAAAGUCUGAACCCUUCAGAGCAGCUUUAAAUCUGGUCCUGUGUGGGAGUAGAGGAGCAGGGAAGACUUCAGCAGCCAAGGCCAUUUUAGGUCAUACAGAGCUUCAUUCAGUCUCCAGCUCAUCAGAGUGUGUUAAACAUCAGGGAGAGGUGUGUGGACGUUGGGUUUCCCUGGUGGAGCUGCCUGCCUUGUAUGGAAAACCUCAGGAGGCAGUGAUGGAGGAAUCAUUCAGGUGUAUCUCCCUCUGUGAUCCUGAGGGCGUCCAUGCCUUCAUCCUGGUCCUACCUGUGGGUCCCCUCACUGAUGAAGACAAGGGAGAGUUAGAGACCAUCAGGAACACAUUCAGCUCUCGAGUCAAUGACUUCACCUUGAUCCUGUUCACCGUGGAGUCAGAUUCUACAGCUCCAGCUGUUGUUAACUUUAUAAAGAAGAACAGAGACAUCCAGGAGCUCUGUCAGAGCUGUGGAGGAAGAUAUGUUGUUCUCAACAUCAAGGACCAGCAGCAGAUCCCAGAGCUGUUGGAUGCUGUGGUCAGUCAAUCUAAACAGAAACCAUCCUGCUAUACAACAGAAACAUUUGCACAAGCACAAAUGAAAAAGAUCAUACAACAAGAGAAACGUAUCAAGAGGUAACUCAAGUUUGAUGUUACAGGUGAUGAUGAGGAGCAGAGCCCAGAGUGUCUCAGGAUUGUGCUGAUAGGGAAGACUGGCUGUGGAAAAAGUUCUUCAGGAAACACCAUCCUAGGAAGAGACGAGUUUGAAGCUGAAUCAAGCCAAACAUCAGUCACCAAACGCUGUCAGAAAGCAGUGGGAGAGGUGGACGGUCGUCCUGUUGCUGUAGUCGACACUCCUGGUCUGUUUGACACAACUUUGUCCCAUGAAGAGGUUAAUGAGGAGAUGGUGAAAUGCAUCAGUCUUCUGGCUCCAGGACCACAUGUCUUCCUGUUGGUGUUACAAAUCGGCAGAUUUACACCAGAGGAGAAGGAGACAAUAAAGCUCAUCAAGAAAGGCUUUGGGAAGAAUUCUGAACAGUUCACCUUCAUUCUUUUCACCAGAGGAGAUGAACUGGAACAUGAUGAGAUAUCUAUUGGGGAGUACAUUGGAAAAAAAUGUGAUGAUUCCUUUAAGAAGCUGAUUGCUGACUGUGGAGGAAGAUACCAUGUGUUCAAUAACCAUGAUAAAGAAAAGCAUAAACAAGUCAGUGAGCUGAUAACCAAGAUUGACACCAUGGUGAAGACAAAUGGAGGCAGCUGCUACACUAAUGAGAUGCUGCAAGAGGCCGAGGAAGCUAUAAAGAAUGAAGUGCAGAGGAUCCUGAAGGAGAAGGAAGAAGAGAUGAAGAGAGAGAGGGAGGAGCUGAGAAGAAAACAUGAGGAAGAAAUGCAAGAGAUGAAAAAAAGAAUGGAAGAACAGAGAGCAGAAAUUGAAAAGGAGAGAAUACUGAGAGAAAAACAACUUGAGGAAAAGCAGGAGAGGAUCAACAAGGAACGUGAGGAGAGAGAGAAAGAACAGGAAAUGAGAGAAGAAGACGACAGGAAGAGAAAACAACAGGAAGAAAUUCAACGACAGGAGUGGAAACAAAAGCUUAAUGUUUUGGAGCAAAAAUUAAAGUUAGAGUCAGAAUCAAAGGACAGAAAGCUGGAGGAGAGCAGAGAAGAGAUGAUGAAAGAACGAGAGAACUUGGAGAGAAAACAAAAAGAAUGGUGGGAAAAACGAAAACAAGAUGAACAGAGACGACAGGAAGAACAAAUAAGACUUCAAAAGCUUCAAAAAGAGUUUGAACAGGAAAAAGAAAAAUAUGAAAAGAGGAAAAAUGAAGAGGACCGAAAUAGAAGAGAACAAGUAGAGAAAGAGAGAAAAGACAAGGAGGAAAAGCAGAAAGCAGAAAUUGAAAAGGAGAGAAAACAGAGAGAAAAACUACUUCAGGAAAAGGAGGAGAAGAUAAAGAGGGAACAUGAGGAGAGAAAGAAAGAACAGGAAAUGAGAGAAGAAGAAGACAGAAAGAGAAAACAAGAGGAAGAAAUUCAGCGACAGGAGUGGAAACAAAAAGUUGAAGCUUUGGAGCAAAAAAUAAGAUCAGAGUCAGAAUCAAAGGAAACUAUUGACAGAAAGCUGGAGGAGAGCAGAGAAGAGAUGAGGAAAGAACGAGACGACUGGGAGAGAAAACAAAAAGAAUGGUGGGAGAAACGAGAUCAAGAAAAUGAACAGAGACAAAAGGAGGAGCAAACAAGACUGAAAAAGCUUCAAGAAAAAUAUGAACAAAGGGAAAAAUGUUUGAAGAAAACAAUGGAAGAGGAACGAAUCAGAAGGGAACAAGAGGAAAAAGAGAGAAAAGACAAAGAGGUAAAACAGAGAGCAGAAACUGAAAAGGAGAGAAAACUCAAAGAAAAACUAUUUGAAGAAAAGGAGGAGAAGAUAAAGAAGGAGUAUGAAGAGAGAAAGAAAGAACAGGAGAUGAGAGAAGAAGAAGACAGGAAGAGAAAACAACAGGAAGAAAUUCAACGACAGGAGUGGAAACAAAAAGUUGAAGCUUUGGAGCAAAAAUUAAAGUUAGAGUUAGAAUUAAAGGACAGAAAGCUGGAGGAGAGCAGAGAAGAGAUGAGGAAAGAACGAGAGAACUGGGAGAAAGAAAGAAAAGAAUCGUGGGAGAAACGAAUACAAGAAAAUAAACGGAGACGACAGGAAGAACAAACAAGAUUGAAAAAGCUUCGGGAACUAAACGAUCAGGAGAGAGAAAAAUACGAAAAGAAGAGAAAUGAAGAGGACCGACUCAGAAGAGAACAAGAGGAGAAAGAGAGAAAAGACAUGGAGGAGAACUAUAAGAAGAAAAUGGAGAAUCUGAUGAAGACACAUGAAGAGGAGGCCAGAAAGAAAGCUGAAGAGUUCAAUGAAUUCAAAGAGAAAUACAAGAAGGAAUCUGCAGCUCAGAAACAAGAGCACGAGAAACAAAUGGAAGACAAAGAGCAGCAGUAUGAACUCUUAAAGGCUCGUUCAGACAGCAGUGAAGAACAACUGAAGAAAAAACAUCAAGGUGAAAUUUGUGAUUUGGUGAAAUGUGUGACCAAAAGGAGAGAAAAUCUGAAAAAAAUCAAAGAAUUACUGAAAAAACACGAAAAAGAAAUGAAGAGAGUGAAAAAUGAAGAGGAAAAGAAGGACCUGCAGAAAACACAUGAAAGUCAAAUAAGUGACUUGAUACAGGAACUUGUGACACAGGUCGACCCAUCAAGGUGUCGCAUUUUAUGAUUCAUGUCACAACAGCAGAGCAGUUUCAGAUGUACUUCAUUCAUUCUGGAAUUAUUUGGUUUCAAUAACUGAAACUUUAAAGAAGCAGAGACUUCACUGUGAUAAUUUGCAGUGGACUACACUGUAAUGUUUAUCAUGGUGACAUACUGUAAAGUCCAAAACACACCGGCCUCGCCACAUGACGGCAGCAUCAUUGUCGCGAGUCAAGUGCCACCCCCAACACACACAGCAAGUGUCACGCUGCGGGGCGUCAACCGGAAUUCUAUCGCACACUCCACUCUGUUAGGUGGCAGUAAUGUCACUAGCUGGCUGCCAACUGCCAAUUAUAACAAAAGACGAGGAAGAAGACACAGGAAGAGAAAGAAAACACACAACGCAGGACGACCACAACCACGACCAUGACAACCAGACAACAACGGUACCAAUUAACAAACAAUAGAUGGCGCCAAAGUUCUGCUUCUCUUCUCUUCAACAGAGCUGCUACUACGGGAGCUGGGAAGUACAAAAUAGGCUUUUCUCUGAAAAAGAAGUGCUUUUUCAAGGGCAGCGACACUGGAAAAUAGGACAAUAGACGCGCAUCAACAUGCUGUCGGUGUGGGUUUGUAAAUAGAGAAUAAUGGGGGCGUCUGUUUUGACGUGUGUCGUACGGCGCCGGUGUGUUUGGCCUUUAAUACUUCUCAUUGGCUGUCAGGUGUCAAAAUCAGGAGCCUGUUGUGUUGUCACGAUACUAAAAUAUCAAACUUGAUACUCAGUACUAUUUUCAAUACUACAGAAAAAAAAA